Molecule: messenger RNA, 2217 nt
Organism: Blastomyces dermatitidis ER-3
Lineage: Eukaryota; Fungi; Ascomycota; Eurotiomycetes; Onygenales; Ajellomycetaceae
Exons: 3
Coding region: 625-1515 (296 amino acids)
Source: RefSeq, a predicted model, not a curated record
GAGGAAUUGAAGAGAUGCAGACGAUCAAAGAACGAAUGGAAUGAAUUACCGCGCCCCUCUGAUUGGCGGAGGGCUCUGCGUCUCGCAGAAGCUGUUUACUUUUUUAUAUAUUCGAUCAGGCUCGCAAUGACAUAACAAUGCGUGAGACAGACGCGAGCAAAUAAUUUUUUACAUGUGUGGCUGUGCGCUAUGAGACGCCGUUGGGUCGUGACCAACAUUAUUCAAAGCAUGGGAACUUACAGAUUAGACGAAGAAGUGAGAGAGGGUCCUACCUAGGUAAUUAUGCCCGUAUAAUAAUAUUUAAUACGGAGUAUGCUGGGCCAAGACGCGACUGAUCCCCUUGAGGCAGUGCUGAAAGAAGUUGUUGAACUUGGGCUAUUUAUUUAACGAGCGUACGUACGUACACUGAAUAGGCGCCCUUCCUAGCACGGACUUGCACGGACUUGUUCUCCGGGUAUUAUCGUCGCCACUUCCUCAGGGUUAAGUCGAAUGCGCCCGAUCAUAGAAUAAUAUAUAGACCUAUUCAAGCCUGCUCUCUAACAACAGAUAACUUGGGGCAUAUCUUAAAAGGAUUACAUAGUUAUUUUGUUGUAUCCGCUGCGAUCAUCCUCGCCUGUCGAAACCAUGAAAUUUUCAUACACUCUUGCGCUUUGCGCUCUUCUUUCGCUCUCCUCCACAGUUGCGCCGCGCAAUAUCAUAUCAACAUUAGACGUCAAUGUUUCAAGCAUGGAUGCUCCAGAAGGUUUUGGCCCGUCCCUCGUCACUGGCAACCUCCUACAAAAACGUAGAGGAGGAGGCGGUGGAAGGGGCGGCGGUGGUGGAGCACGCGGAGGCGGAAGGUCUGGCGGAGGAAGCGGAGGCCGCAGUGGUGGGGGAGGACCCAGAGGUGGUGCAGGGGCCGGAGGCAGGGGAGGUUCAAGCUCACCUGGUGCUAGAGCUACAAGUAACCUAGGCGGUUCUUCACGAACUGGCUCGGGAACCCCCCGCACAUUUGGCGGAGGCAGCUACUAUGCCGGUGGUGCCUCAGUCCCAUACACAGCCGGUAAAACUUCGCGGAGAGGACUGCUCCCAUUCGCCUUCCUCCCUCUCGCCGCCCUCGCCUUCUUCCCCGGCUUGUGGCUCUGGGGCGCCCACGCCUACCACAUCGGACACUAUAACUAUCGCAACACCUCCGACCCCAACGCCAACGCAACCCAGAUCCCCAUUGAAUGUCUCUGUCAGCGUUAUAGCGUCUGCGGCUGCGAGGAGAACGAUAACGCGACCUAUAUCAAUGAGCUGCUCAAGCAGAAGGAUGAGCAUGGCAUGCCGACGAAUACAACGACGGUUAGAGUAGUGCCCAAGGAUGAUGGGCCGACGACUAUCUAUGUCAAUGGCAGCUUGGCCAAUGGGACCACAAAUCCAGAUCCGUCCAUCCCGGAAAACAGCGGGGUACCCAUUGUUUCUCCUACGCUAUCGAAACUGGGUGGCUAUUGGCUUAUAACUUCGUUGGUUGUUGCGGCUGUGACGUUGAUAUGAUAUGAUAUGAUAUGCGACGAACGUUUAUUCACUUUUUCACCCCCAAUCCCCCACUUUUUGCUUCUUGCUAUCCGCAUUUGAGCCUGAUAAAUUGCGGCUUGGGAUGAUACCUAUUUGCUUUUUCUUUUUAUGUCUAUUGUUACAGACUUGCGUUCAACCUGGUUGGGUUACUGUCAUGUACGAUAUUCUGGUCCGUGUGUUCGCCUUGCCCUGCCGUGAUGUCUGCGGGUUGGCUUUAUUUCUUUCUCUCUCUGCUUGCCCGUCUCUUGUAUAUAGUGGUUCUAUUUCUAUUACGAUUCAUCCUGUACCGUUUAACGCCCCGGCAAUAUGUUUGUCUGAAUUGUGAUAGCAGGUCCAAGCCGACCGACCCAUUGAUAGACCAUCGACAGUUCAACCGUACCUUGGGGACUGCAUGUGGUAUUCUUCACUUGGGGAAACCCAUGUAUUGCUAGACAGGGGGAAUUGGAAAAUGAGGAAAGGUAGGACGACAUGGAUAAUGGCGGCGUAAAACAUUUUCCAUUAUAUGAUAAAAUAAUAAUGCUUAAGGAUGAAUGAGUGGAACUUCAUUUCCCUAAAUGAAAUAAUACAAUAAUACAGAGAGAGGAAGUCAAUACUUAAUACAACUAUAUACGUACAUCACCCAAAAGGUUCUAUUCCGCCCCUUCCUCCUUGUAGGUAGCUUCAUACCUGUGCGAAGAGAAA